Molecule: messenger RNA, 780 nt
Organism: Asparagus officinalis (garden asparagus)
Lineage: Eukaryota; Viridiplantae; Streptophyta; Magnoliopsida; Asparagales; Asparagaceae
Exons: 6
Coding region: 1-780 (259 amino acids)
Source: RefSeq, a predicted model, not a curated record
AUGGGGUUUUGGGAGGGAGUCAAUGGCCAUGGGUCUUCACAGUUUAAGAUGGAAGUUGGAGUGUACACAGCAAUCAAGGAUCUUAACAUCAAAUCAAAAGAGGUUACUAUUAAGGCCCGUGUAACAAACAUAUGGGAGAAUAUUAACAUCAAAACAAAAGAAUAUUAUGGACUGUAUAUCAUCCUCUUGGAUGAAUCUGACACUUUAAUUCAGGGAAGUAUUCAUGUUAACGAAAUGUCUAGAUUCCAUCCUAUGUUGGAAGAAGGCAGCAUUCAUGUUCUAUCAAAGUUUCGAGUCAUUCAUUCAUUUGGUACCUACAGAGCUACAAGGAACAAGUUUAUGAUAAGUUUCUGCAGGCAGACUCAAAUCCGUAUCUUGCAAGAUUAUGAAAUUUUAAUUCCAAAGUACAAAUUCCACUACACAGCAUUCAGUGACUUGCCUUCACUCAGCACAAAUAAAACUUACUUGACAGAUAUCGUUGGAAUUGUAAAGGAAAUAUACCCAUUAGAACUAACUGCAAAUGGACAAAAGAGUUGUCCUAGAAGAUCACUGAAGUUGAUAGAUGAAAGCAAUGCUGAACUCAAAGCUACAUUGUGGAACAAAUUAGCUGUUGAAUUGGAAAGCAAACUUCAAAAUCAAGACCCGAACAAUAUGGUCAUGAUUGUCACUGGUGUUGUCAUAAAUACUUUCAGAGGUCAAUUCUCAGCAUCAGCAAGUACAGGUUCAAAAGUUUACAUAAACAUUGAAGACUCACGUGUGUUGGAACUAUCACAUAGGUAA